Messenger RNA from Aphanomyces invadans, 1494 nucleotides. RefSeq names its product BUB protein kinase. Lineage: Eukaryota; Oomycota; Saprolegniomycetes; Saprolegniales; Verrucalvaceae. The record is from RefSeq and is a predicted model, not a curated record. The transcript has 8 exons. Gene Ontology annotation, biological process: meiotic sister chromatid cohesion, centromeric; mitotic spindle assembly checkpoint signaling; protein phosphorylation. The coding region runs from base 1 to 1494 and encodes 497 amino acids. Gene Ontology annotation, molecular function: protein kinase activity; ATP binding.
AUGCAAGCCUUGGAGGAGUGCGAAGCGUUUGCGUGGGAACGGUCCAAGGAGAACGUUGCCCCUGUUCACUGCGGACGGAAUGUAGACAAGCUGAAUGUAGUGCUUGCGGAAGUCGACUCGUCCAACCACCAUUCGAAAUUGAUCAGCCAGGAGAGAGAGCUGCUGCACAACAUUGCUACGUACUGCGGCGAAGACCCUCUUAUGAGCUGGUUGGAGUAUUACAAGUGGGUUCAAGAGUAUUUUCCUUCCGAUGUGAAGAAGAUCUUGGCUGUGUUGGAGCAAAUCACGCACGAAUUCAAGGGCAACAAAAAGUACAGAAAUGAUGUCCGAUACAUGAAACUUUGGGUUGCUUACGCUGACAAAGUCGAGAAACCGCUCGAGGUAUUCAUGUUCCUACACAAACACAAGAUUGGAGACAAGCUGUCAUUGUUCUACAUUGCGUGGGCAUUUUUGUGCGAGAAAAGUGGCAAGAUCAAGGACGCAGAGACAAUUUUCAAUCGCGGCUUUCAAAAAAACGCAGAACCGCGAGAAACGCUGAAGAAAAAGUACGACGAAUUCAAUUGCCGAGUAAUCAAAGCAUGGACGAAGAGUUCGGAGGACAACUACGAAGGAAGCCAGCGGUCGUACGCAUCCGUAUAUGCGUCACAGCUCGUUGAAGAAAGUUCGUCAGGGGAUAAAAUGACGGAAGUUGCGGUAAAGCAUGAAACGAGGGUCGGGUAUUUGCCAUGGGAGUUCUAUUGUGUCAACGAAAUUAUUUCAAGACUGAGCAAGGACGAGCAACACCCAAGCUUCGAGACUAUCAUCCGCAUGUACACUCUGCAUGUGUUCCAAAAUGCUACGUUAUUGAUCCAGCAGCGCGGUGACAGAGGCACGCUUCAUGGUCUCGUCAACAAGUAUGCACAGCACGGUCGACGGAUUCCUGAACAAAUUGCCGUCUACUACGCGUAUCAGAUGUUUGCCACCGUCGACAUCGUUCACAAGGCUAGAUUUCUUCACGGCGACAUCAAACCUGACAAUUGGAUCUUGGUCGACGGGCAAUCCUAUUGGGACACUCGCGAGACGUUCAGUACCGGCGCCGUGUGUUUGAUUGACUUUGGCCGGGCCAUUGACCUCGAUUAUUACCCGAAAGACUUUGCGUUCUGUGGUGAUUGCCAUGCGUCGGGGUUUCAGUGCAUUGAGAUGUUGACAAAGGAAACAUGGACUUAUCAAAUCGACACUUUUGGCCUGUGCGCAUCAAUACACUUACUGCUCUUCGGCGAUUAUAUGGAAGUCAAGUACAUCAGCAAGACUGGCAAGUGGAUGCCUAAGCGUCCAUGGAAGCGGUAUUGGCAGUGCCAGUUAUGGAGCGACUUGUUUUCUACCUUUUUGAACAUCCCUCCUGGCUCAACCACUCAGCCAAGUCUCCAGUGGUGGUGCUCCAAGCUCGAGCGCUACUUUACCGACAACGAAACCAAUAAAACGGUGUGUCAUGCCAAUGCCGAAAGGGGAUAUUAA